GAGUGGUUCUUAAAACCAGUCUCAUCAAAUAAUAGGUUCUUCUGAUCCCAAAGGACCAGCCACACACCCAGGUCAAUACAUAACACAGAUCUUACCCAAAAAUCAUGCGGGUGCCAAUCCUUUAAUAUCUAUAAUCUAAAGGUUUAUUGAAAGAAAGAAAGAAAGAAAGAAAGAAAGAAAGAAAGAAAGAAAGAAAGAAAGAAAGAAAGAAAAAGUUAAAAUUGGUUAAAGGAAUCGAUUACAUACAGUAAAGGCAAAGUUCUUGAUUCAGGCUUGUAGCAGCUAUGGAAUAAACUGCUGAUUUAGGUAAAGGCUCUGGAAUACAUCCACAGCUUGGAUGGAUAAUUCAGUCCUUUGUUCAGAGCUUCAGUUUGUAGCAAAGUUCCUUCAGAAGUAAGAAGCAGGAUUGAAGACCAAAUGGAGGGCCUUUUAUAGUGUUUGCUAUGUGGAGGGCAUCCCAUUGUUCUUACUGUGGAAGAUUACAGCAACAAGAUGGAGUUUGGAGUCACAUGGGCAAGUCACAUGUUUAUGCUCAAUUUCCCUCAGGUAUUGCAGGAAGCCAUUACCUACACUCCAGACAGCACGUUUACAUGACAGUCCACUCAGUCUAAAUGGGCGUCUCCCAUGGUCCAUUGUCAACCAAGUGUUUCUUGAUGAGCCACUUAAUUUGAAUAGUCCCUCCAAGAUGUGCUGGCUGUUACUUUGUGGGCAUUACCCCAAGAGCAAACAUUUGAAAUCCAAAUAUAGAUUUAUAACUUUAAAUACAAAAAUGCUACAUGCAUAGAGAUAGCAUAAUUAUAACCAGCAAAUCAUAACCUUUUCAUAGACACCUCACUAGACAACCUUUGUACAAUAUUUUCUGCAAAUGUAUAACAGUGGUUGCAACAAUAGUCUAUAUGAUCAUAUUCUUUGUCUCCUCUCAGAUGGGAUCACCAGUGCCCCAUGAUUUGCAUUGGCUGUCUUUUGAUUUCUAGAUGAAGUUUAAGGUGCUCAAAAUUAACUAUAAAUUCCUGUAUUACUUGAGACCAGUCUGCGUGAGAGAUCCUUUCUCCCCCUAUGUGCGUGUGGUAUACUGGCCUAAUUGGAAUAGGCGGAAACACCAGAACUGGAGCCACAACGGGGUAAAUUAGAGAAGGGGGAAAGCUGAUGGCAGGGUAUUUUACUGUAAGUGUCCUUAACUUUGGAAACUAGUAUCAAUCUCCAGCUCUGAUGAUCUUUAGGGCAUGCUGCAAAAACCAUCUGUUUUCAGGAGCUCUUAGGAAAGAACCUUGUUGUUGUUGAUGAAUGUGGAGCCGUUAUAGAUAUUUUAAUUUCCCCAGUGUACGAGACUUCCUCUUGGGGUUAGGAGAGAGGCUGCUGGAUUUGCUUUUAUUUAUACUGAACUUUACAUGAGCAAAAUUCUUUAGAGCAACGCAUAGACUUUUUUGUUCUCGUGAAAAAAUAAAAUACAAAUAAAAAGUAAAUAAAUGCAUGUUGCAUUCUGAAAAGAAGGUCGGAGAAAAUGCUUAUGGAAAGAGAAUGAAAUAAUGUACCCUAAGCACUCGUAUGUGCAGUAAUGUCUAAGAAAACAACAAAAAUAGGAAUGAUUCGUACUAUUCGAGUAUGAUUUAUAUUCAAGGUCGAUUUGUCCCAGUAUGAAACAUAGUUGUGAAUUAUCCCCAAUUUGAAGGGGAGAGAGAGAACGGAAUUGUUUUGUUCGUGUGACAGUAAUUUUAUAAAAUUACUGCAUCAAGAUGAGGAGUAUAGCUAACAGUAAGUACGCCAUCACAGCAAGAUUUGUAGAUUUAUUAUGUAGUUUUAAGACUCGAUAAAGCAUAUGGUGCGGGGGGGGGGGAGGGGAACAUAUUAAAAGCCAAUUUAAAAAGUAAAGGAGUACUUGUGGCAUCCGAUGAAGUGAGCUGUAGCUCACUAAAGCUUAUGCUCAAAUAAAUAAGUUUGUUAGUCUCUAAGGUGUCACAAGUCCUCAUGUUCUUUUUGCGAAUACAGACUAACACGGCUGCUAUUCUGAAAUUUAAAAAGUAUUAAUCGGAGCUGUUGCAGUUAUCGGUUGACACUCUGGGUGCCGCUGUUCACCAGCGAGGCAGAGAAAUGCAAUCAGAGAUUCAGGCAGCCCCGCCCUCUGGUUCACAGCACAGACUGCAGAGAGUUCAAACAGUUUGGAACGCAGCCUUCAUACAAACGGUUGCAUGGAUGAUCUCCGCAGUAGAAUUAUUAUAUAAACUAGUAUCUCAGGAAAGAAAACAAUAAAAAUCACACUAAACUACAGUGUCCCGAGAUUAGGAUUCUGCACCUCUACUUCAAAGAUCUGGAAAUGGCGGAUAAAGCAAGGCUCCGCGACUGCAAAAGACUAGCCCUGUUCUGCUUUACAUUGGUUACCGCUUGGGAGACAGUUUCUGGGAAAAUUCACUAUUCAAUUCCUGAAGAAAUGCAGAAAGGCUCUUUCGUGGGGAAUAUCUUAAAGGAUCUGGGACUGGAUUUAAAGGAACUCUCAGACCGGGGAGUCCGCAUUGUUUCCACAGGUAGGACUCAGUAUUUUGCUCUGAAUCUUAAGAGCGGCCAUUUAAUCACCACAGAAAGAAUGGACAGAGAGCAAAUCUGUGGCCAGCUAGAGACGUGUCUGUUACAUCUUGAGGUUCUUGUUGAGGAUAAAGUGAAGCUUUUCAUAGUUGACGUUGAAAUCACAGAUAUUAAUGACAAUGCGCCCCGCUUCCAGGAAGAUGAAUUGGAAUUUAGAAUCAGUGAGUUAGCCGCUGUGGGAACCCGAUAUUCUCUUGAGGAGGCGCAGGAUCCAGAUGUGGGAGCCAGUUCUGUGCAGGGCUAUUAUCUCAGCAGUAACAAACACUUCUCUCUGGAUGUGCAAACGGGAGCUGACGGGGACAAAUAUGUCGAACUGGUGCUGGAAAAGUCUCUAGACCGGGAAGAACAAGAUGUUCACGAUCUAAUCCUCACAGCCACUGACGGGGGAGAUCCAGUUAGGUCCGGAACUGCACAGAUCCGCGUUAUUGUCCUUGACGCAAAUGACAAUGCACCAGUUUUCAGUCAGCCUGUCUAUAAAGUGAGUGUUUUGGAAAAUGUGCCCGUCGGGUCUCUGCUGCUGACAGUAAACGCCACAGAUCCGGACGAAGCAAUAAAUUCGGAGGUCACAUAUUCACUCCGGAAGAUGAAAGACAAAGCGUCCCAGAUAUUCCAGGUGGAUUCUAAAACGGGGGAAAUAUCAAUUGUGGGAAACCUGGAUUAUGAGGAAGCUGCAUUAUAUGAAAUGGAGGUUCAAGCAAAGGACGUUGGAGACCUCUCGGCCAGGUCUAAAGUCCUGGUUACGGUGAUUGAUGUUAAUGAUAAUGCUCCCAAAAUAACAAUCGCUUCUCUCUUCAGCUCAGUCAGCGAAGACAACCCUCCAGGGACUCUGAUUGCUCUAUUAAACAUCAGAGAUAAAGAUUCUGGAGAGAAUGGAGAGGUCACAUGCUCCAUACCCGGCAACCUGCCAUUCCGGUUACAGAAAUCAUUUGACAAUUAUUACAGCUUGGUGACUGACAGACCCCUGGACCGUGAGCGGGUCUCGGAUUACAAUGUGACGAUCACAGCCACAGACCGAGGGGCUCCAAAUUUGGCUUCCAAAACAACAAUUUUAGUGCAACUUUCAGACAUAAACGACAACGCUCCCAUCUUCAACCAGACAUCCUACACUUUGUACAUCACGGAGAACAAUCCCAGAGGAGCUUCCGUUUGUUCCCUGAAAGCGAAUGAUCCUGACUCGGGGGAGAACGCCAGAGUCACUUACUCCAUUACUGGAACUCAGAACCAGGAAGCUCCACUCUCCUCCUCCAUCUCCAUUAACUCCGAGACUGGGGCUCUCUACGCUCUGCGCUCCUUCGAUUACGAACAGUUCCGGGAGAUUCGGUUCCAAGUGCAGGCUCAGGAUGGGGGUUCCCCACCUCUCAGCAGUAAUGUCUCCGUCACUCUCUUUAUACUGGAUCAGAAUGACAACAGCCCGCACAUCUUACACCCCUCCUUUCCCACCGAUGGCUCCACGGGAGUGGAGUUGGCCCCUCGCUCCUCCGAGCCGGGUUACCUGGUCACUAAGGUGGUGGCGAUGGAUGCAGACUCCGGGCAGAACGCCUGGCUCUCCUUCCAGCUGCUGAAGGCUACAGAGCCGGGGCUCUUCUCUGUGGGACUCCACAGCGGCGAGAUCAGGACAGCGCGCUCCUUUGUAGACAAAGAUGCGCUCAAGCAAAGUCUGGUGGUUUUAGUGAAGGACAACGGGCAGCCCCCUCUCUCUUCCACGGCCACUGUCACGGUGGUGGUGGCUGACAGCAUCCCCGAAAUCCUCUCCGAUUUAAGCAGCCUCUCAGCUCCUGCAGACCCCCAGUCCAGCCUCACCUUGUAUUUGGUGAUCGCUGUGGCUUCCGUUUCCUGCUUGUUCUUUACCUUUAUCCUAGUGUUACUGGCCCUGAGGCUCCGCCGGUGGAGAAACUCGCAGCUGUUUGACUCCUCGAGUUGUGACUUUCAGUGGAGUUCCCGUCUCGCAGUUUGUGGGGAUCGAUGGAGUCAGAGCUUUUCUUCACUCCUACUCACAUGAGGUUUCUCUAACCACGGACUCCAGAAAAAGUCAAUUUACCCUACCAAAAUUAAACUGUUCAAGUACCCCAACGUGUCAGUCAAUUGAUAAAAAAAAGGAAUCCUUCCUCAUGUCAGAGAAUUUGAGUGUGAGCAAUGGGGUCCAGCCACUC
Messenger RNA from Chelonia mydas (Green sea turtle), 4727 nucleotides. RefSeq names its product protocadherin gamma-A12. The transcript has a single exon. Gene Ontology annotation, biological process: homophilic cell-cell adhesion. Gene Ontology annotation, molecular function: calcium ion binding. The coding region runs from base 2312 to 4576 and encodes 754 amino acids. The record is from RefSeq and is a predicted model, not a curated record. Lineage: Eukaryota; Metazoa; Chordata; Testudines; Cheloniidae. Gene Ontology annotation, cellular component: plasma membrane.